Postia placenta MAD-698-R-SB12 is the source of this 1014-nucleotide messenger RNA. RefSeq lists its product as hypothetical. The transcript has 4 exons. The record is from RefSeq and is a predicted model, not a curated record. Gene Ontology annotation, biological process: secondary metabolite biosynthetic process. NCBI's taxonomy places the organism in Eukaryota, Fungi, Basidiomycota, Agaricomycetes, Polyporales, Adustoporiaceae. The coding region runs from base 1 to 1014 and encodes 337 amino acids.
AUGGAGGCGUUGAGAGCAUUGCCUUCGACUACUCAGCUUAGCAAGACUGUAGUGCGGAUACUUGGGCAGAAUCCCGGUCCCUACACACUCCAAGGAACAAACACCUAUCUUGUAGGCGAACGCAAUCCCUACAUCUUGAUCGACACCGGAGAAGGCAAGGAUGCGUAUAUUCCUUUGCUGGAAGCUGCGCUACGAGAUGCCUCGCGGCCUCAUGCGGUAGACAGGCCCUAUGUAUCGGACAUUAUCCUGACCCACAAACACCAUGACCAUACCUUCGGGCUGCCUUCGGUCCUGGACUUGCUUAAACGACUAUGGGCCACGCAUUGUGGGUCUGAUCCCGCUCCGUACCAACCACCCCGCAUCCACAAGUAUCCCCUAACCAUUCCCGACACACGAUUCCGCACCGUGCUCGAUACCCUAUCCUCGAUACCAAGCGACUCAUUUACUCCCGACUCCUCGGGCAAUCACAUCCACGAGCUACGACAUGGCCAGACAUUGGAUGUGACGACGGUCUCUGCAACGCCGACGUCCGUCCUUGAAGUCUUACACACUCCGGGACACACCACCGAUUCUCUCUGCCUCUACUACCCGACGGACCGUGCCCUCUUCACUGCCGAUACCGUCCUUGGUCAUGGCAGCACCGUCUUCGAGGAUCUACGUACAUACAUGUCUAGUCUGCGCACGAUGAUCGACUUCAGUGAAGGCGGUGCGAAGUAUGGUCCGGUGUAUCCAGGACAUGGACCCGUGGUAGAGGAGGGCCUGAAGCACGUCAGUGGGUAUCUGCAGAACAGACAAGCUCGAGAGGACCAGAUCGUCCAGGCGCUUCAGUCGCUUCCAUCAGAGGAAUACUGUACAACUUGGACUCUUGUAUCCGCCAUCUACAAGGACUAUCCUCGAGAAUUGUGGGACGGCGCAGCCCGCAGUGUGGACAUGCACCUGCGCAAGUUGGAGGCGGAUAAUCGAGUUGUUUGUCAUGGAGGGGAUGGUAAGCAUAUGGAGUGGGAGCUCGUGUAG